AUGAAAUUCGAUUGUUCUGGUCAAAGUGGAUGUGAAAAUGGAGCUCGUUGCUUCCAAGAUAGUCCCCGUUGUGCUCAAAAAUGGAUUUGUUCAUGUCCAACAUGUUUUUAUGGAAAACGAUGUCAAUUCAGUACAAGUGGGUUUGGUAUUUCACUUGAUGCCAUUUUAGGCUAUCAUAUUUUGCCUCAUGUUAGUCUUGUUUAUCAACCAAUGGCUGUACAAAUCAGUAUAGCGUUAUCGAUAACGAUGACAGUGAUAGGACUCAUCAACGGAAUUCUUUCUUUUAUUACAUUCAACAACAAAGGAUUAUGGGAAGUUGGUUGUGGUCUUUAUCUAUUAGGUUCAUCAAUCACUACUCUCUUAACGAUGACUGUAUUUUCACUGAAGUUCUGGUUUCUUAUAUGUUCACAGAUGGGACUUAUUACUAACCGAUUAUUUCUUCAUGUUCAAUGUAUUUCAAUAGAUUUUCUCGUUCGAAUCUGUCUGAGUAUGGACCAAUGGUUAAAUGCAUGUGUAGCUAUUGAACGAAUGGUCAGCAGUAUCAAAGGAAUCAAUUUCGAUAAAAAUAAGAGCAAGCAAGCAGCAAAGUCGAUAAUUCUCAUUCUUAUUUUUCUGACAACUGGCACUUGUAUUCACGAUCCUUUCAAUCGAAGUCUGCUAAAUGAUAAUAAUGAUGAUGAUGGUGAUAAUGAGAAGAGAAUCUGGUGUAUUGUCAGAUACCCAUCCAACGUCCAACUCCUAUUAUCAUCAUCACGACGGCCCGUCAACGAUCAUUAG
Rotaria sp. Silwood2 is the source of this 777-nucleotide messenger RNA. Lineage: Eukaryota; Metazoa; Rotifera; Eurotatoria; Philodinida; Philodinidae. The record is from the annotation of a GenBank genome assembly.